Closterium sp. Yama58-4 is the source of this 1398-nucleotide messenger RNA. NCBI's taxonomy places the organism in Eukaryota, Viridiplantae, Streptophyta, Zygnematophyceae, Desmidiales, Closteriaceae. The record is from the annotation of a GenBank genome assembly.
AUGCCGAGCCGUGCCACUUCUCUCGCGGUCCGAGCCGACGUGCGGAUUUCCCACUGGAAUGCAGCGAAUUCGUUCACUCACGCGACGCGACGUGAGGACUGUGCGCCACGGCUGAUCGCGGAUUUCCCCUUUCAGUCCUCCAAAAUGGCAGCAAUUCUUAAUGCCGUCAAGUCGCAGGGUCUCGCCACGCGGAUGAUAAUUUUCGCCAGCCCUGUCGCAAUCGUCGUCCUCAUUUUCCUCGCCUACCUCGCAGCGUCGCCCACCAGUAAUCCUGCAGAGCUGGCGAUCGGCGACGCGGACCUGCUGACGUCAAUCGUCGGCGGGAAAUCCGCGUCUCGCAUGAUCAUCGAAUCCGACGGUGGGGAUGAUCCCGAAGCCGACAAAACUAGCGAGGAGGAGGACGUGUUUCGCGAGCUGAAGCUUUCGCCGGAAGACGAGGCAAUGCUUCGUGAGCUUCGCGAAACGCGCGUGGAGCGCGAGAAGGCGGCGAGCCGCGUGAAGCACAAGUACCGCAAAGUGGCGUUCAUGUUCCUCACCAAGGGCCCCAUCCCGCACGCCAAGCUGUGGGAGCGGUAUUUCAAGGGUCACGAGGGAAGCUACUCCAUCUACGUGCACACGGCGCCGGGCUACGUAUUCCCCAAGAACGCCUCCGCGCUCUUCCGCAACAACACCAUCCGCAGCGAAGCAGUGUCGUGGGGAUCGCCGACGAUGAUCGACGCCGAACGACGGCUGAUUGCCGCGGCGCUCAAGGACCCAGCCAAUCACAAUUUUGUGCUUCUCUCCGAAUCUUGCAUUCCCGUUAUGAGCCUAAAAUUCACGUGGAGAUAUCUUCUCGGAACUGACUACAGCUUUGUUUCAAGCUUCACUACAGACAGAUACGUGAAUACGGGACGGCAUGAUGAACGCAUGGCUCCAUUGAUUCCAAUUGAAAAGUGGAGAAAAGCGUCUCAGUGGUUCUCGGUUACACGCAAGCAUGCGAACAUCAUCAUCGAUGACGUCGAUGUGCAUAAGCUCUUCCAAAUCUACUGCAGGGGUGACAUCCAACAUCAUGAGUGUUACUCAGACGAGCACUACAUCCCAACACUAAUCAAUUUGAAGGACCCCGGCAAUCUGGCCAAUCGCACCAUCACCUAUGUCGACUUCCCACUCAACUCGCCGCACCCACGCACCUUCGAUCCCUUCCUCACUCGACCCAGCCUCAUUCGCUACAUCACUAAACCGCGCAUGUACAUGCAUCGCAACGUUGUGGAACCCGAUGACGAAACCCCACAAAGCUCAUACACUCUCCCUUGCGCCAAGGAUGGGGAGAACCGCACCUGCUUCUUGUUUGCAAGAAAGUUCCAUCCCUCUGCCCUACCUCAACUGCUGAACCUCCCUACUAAGAUUCUCGGCUACUAG